AUGCUGGCCGUCGUGCCGGCCGCUAUGCCGGCUACGACGGUGCUAAUGACGAACCGGAUGCUGGCGCUGGCGCAACCCCCAGGCUGGGGGGCACGGACCGAAGAGGAGGUUGAAGAUGAUUCGUCAUCUUCUGAUGAGAAUGCGGGCAGCUAUGAUGGUACGGGGUGGAGGCGUUACCUGGGGGUUGGUGGGGUGGGCAAUGAGAGGUGGAGGCACACCUCUGGGAGUGAAGUUGAGCACGUUGAGGAUUGGGAUGCUUCAGCUGCAUCCGAUGACUCUAAUGACUCCGGAGGUACCCUCCUACCUCUCUUUGCCCGCCUCGCCCCCAGAUCUCCGAGUCCGCAAGCACCCUCGGAGUCUGAUGAGGAACCCUCAGGCCCAGCGCCCUGUAUCAUCAUCACUCCCCCAGACCAGGAGGCUGCGCACGCCGGGGGACAGCCGUGGUGGAAUACCAGCCAGCUGUACCCCGGGUACCGGCGUGCCAGCCGUUGA
Messenger RNA from Penicillium robsamsonii, 492 nucleotides. RefSeq lists its product as uncharacterized. The record is from RefSeq and is a predicted model, not a curated record. NCBI's taxonomy places the organism in Eukaryota, Fungi, Ascomycota, Eurotiomycetes, Eurotiales, Aspergillaceae. The transcript has 2 exons. The coding region runs from base 1 to 492 and encodes 163 amino acids.